AUGAAAAUAGCAGAGAAAGACGCAAGAAUUACAAUAACGAUCUUGAAUCGAGGCGGUGUCCUCAGAAUAUUCGGAUCUGUUACACAUCGUGGAACCCCUUUGAGUGAGGUCUUGGGGAGCCCCGUUAAGCAUCCACCACCAGCCGGGAGGCCUCGGAAGCCUUGGAAAAGAGGUCACCCGGAGGUGAAAGAGAAAAGCGAAGUAGAGGCAACCGGUUUGGAUCUUUCUGGUCAUCCAAAGUGGACUGCGAUCAACUCUACUCUUGGAAAAGAGAUAGAAACUACCAGAUACGGCAUUCUAAAUCUCCACCACCAAUCUUCGAACAUUUCGGUAGCUCCAAUAAGCGUUGACAAGUUCUCGCAGCGUCGUCGGAAGUGGCGAGCUGACGAAAGCAAUGAAGGGCCGGCUCACAAAAAGAGAAGAAACUGA
Messenger RNA from Orbilia oligospora ATCC 24927, 429 nucleotides. RefSeq lists its product as uncharacterized. NCBI's taxonomy places the organism in Eukaryota, Fungi, Ascomycota, Orbiliomycetes, Orbiliales, Orbiliaceae. The coding region runs from base 1 to 429 and encodes 142 amino acids. The record is from RefSeq and is a predicted model, not a curated record. The transcript has a single exon.